CUCCGCGCAAAAAUUAAUUGUCCCUCUCUCUCUCUCUCGUUCCACGCCAGCGAAGACGAAGACCCAAGGCUGAUUGCUAUUCCUAUAGAUUGGGGGAGAGCGAAGGAGGUGAAGAAUUUCUCGCCGGAGCUUCAUAUCGUCGAGGGGUUUUUAUAACAGGAGAUUUUUCGCGAUUGCGUCGAAUCGGGAUCCAUUCGGGGGACAGAUGGAGAUAUCGGCCGCUGCGCCGUCGUCCGGGUACGUGGGGGGGAAGGAGGUGGCCGUGUCGACCGACAAGGGGAGGAGGAAGGUCCGUUUCUACCUGAAGCGGAGGGACGGAGGCAAAGAUCUCGCCGUGGUGGGGCGGGGGCGGAGCUCGAGGCACAUGUCCUACCGCUGCGCGUUGCCGAGGAAGUCGGCAAUUGGACUCGGAAAUCACGGGCGGAUAAAGUCCCGAAGGCAGGUCAUUGACUGGUUGUACUCAGUUAUUACUAGUACCAGUACACCGAAGAGGAGAAAGCUGUGUAGAAUCAAGAAUUGGAUCAAACUGGCCAUAGUAACUGUGGCUCCAGGUCCCCCGGUUACCUUUUCCAAAAAAAGGGAAAUUGGUACCGGUUCCUGGUUCAUGUUUCAAGAUAACAUGUCAAUCGAGGCAGAGGAAUGUGAUGAGAUGAGUCCGAUGACUGAAUUGGAAUUUUUGGGUCAUGAAGAAGAGACAUCUGCGAGUGCGACAAACAAGACAAACGAGGGAUUGGUCUCUUCACCGGCAUCGCCACCACCAUCACUGUCACCGUCAUUGUUAUCAUCUAUCUCUACCUCAUCAAGAAUCACUUAUGAAGUGUUCCUGAGUUUUAGAGGUCCUGAUACUCGCAAGGGAUUUGCAGAUUGCCUCUACACCAGAUUAAGUGAAGUAGGGAUCAUGGUCUUUAGAGACAACAAUGAUAUUCGUCCCGGUGAAAAGAUUGAUGAUGCAUUGGUUGAAUCCAUAAAGCAAUCCAAGAUAUCAAUACCCAUUAUCUCCAAGGAUUAUGCAUCCAGUCGAAGUUGUCUCAUGGAAUUGGCACAAAUGUUGGAAUGUAAGAAAGCAGACAGUCAAUCGAUCAUACCCAUUUUCUAUGAUAUUGAUCCCACUGAGCUAAAACACCAAUGUGGAUGUGUUCGGGAGUCCUUCCGGAAGCACAAGAAGCGUAGAAUUAACCCCGAGGACAUUUCUAAAUAUAAGCAGGCUCUUCGAGAGAUUGCUGCGAUGGGGGGGUAUUAUCCGCCGAAUACACACAAUGGGCAUCAAGGUAAGCUCAUAAAGGAUGUUGUUUUAGAUGUCCAACGGAUUUUGAAGAAGAAUGAUUUAGUUAUAACCAACAGAUUAGUGGGCAUUGAAUCCCAUGUACCAGAGGUUAUGAGAAAGCUUGGCAUCAUCUAUGUCAAUGGGCAAGAAAUGAAUAUAUGUGACAAAGAUGUACGCGUGCUUAAGAUAUGUGGCAUACCAGGGGUUGGCAAGACUGCUCUUGCAAAGUUUGUGUACAACAAAAUUUAUCCUCUCUUUGAUGGUCAUAGUUUUCUUAUGGAAAUUCGAAAAAAUGUCGGAUUGAAUGGAUGCAUGCACCUGCAAGAAAAGUUAAUCUCAGACCUCCGAAAGCAAGAACGUAGAUUGCUAAGUACUACUGAUGAAGGAACUAAAAUCAUAGCAAAUUCAUUUAAAAAUAUGAAAGUUCUCAUUUUUAUUGAUGAUGUGCAUGAUUUUGACCAAAUCAAGUAUCUGGUUGGGGAUCUCAGUUGGUUUGGCCCAGGAAGUAGGAUUCUCAUGACUGUUGGAAAAAAAGACAUUCUUGAUAAUUGCAUGUCCAGAGUGGCUGAUAAGUACGAGGUUGAACCAAUGAAGCGUCAUGAAGCUCUUCGACUUUUUCGUAAGCAUGCUUUUGAUGAGGUUGAUGAGUAUCCUCUUGAUGAGCAGUAUGAGUACUAUUCUCUGUCCAUAGAUAUUGUUGACACUAUUGAAGGUAUACCUUUGGCUAUCGAGGUAACGGCUUCAUCUUUAUAUAAGAGGAAAAUAGAUAUAUGGCGAGAUACAUUGAGUAAAUUAAAAAAGAAGCCAGAAAAAAAAGUAGAAGAAGCGAUCAAUCUAUGUUAUGGCACUCUAGAUGACGAAGCAAAAAAUAUAUUUCUUGAUAUAGCAUGUUUCUUCAGUGGAAUGGAUAAGAGACUUCCCUCAUGUAUGUGGCAUGCUUGUCAGUAUCAUCCUUCAAGAGGAAUCGACUCUCUACGUGACAAGUGUUUGGUCAAAAUAGGAGAAAAUGACGAGCUAUGGAUGCACAGUCAACUAAGAGAGUAUGGCAGAGAAAUUGUACGGAGGGAAGAUCGCUGCCCUUGGAAGCGCAGUAGGAUAUGGGAUCACGACGAUGCACUUUCCACCCUUACUAGAAAGGAGAUUGCUGAAAAUGUGGAAGCCCUUGUUCUCACGUCUGAUGAGAAAAAAGGAGAAUGCUUCAGAUAUGAAGGAUUUGGCAAUCCAUGGAGCUUGAGGUUCUUGAGAUUGGAUUGGGCUACUAUUGGAUGGAGUUCUCAGAGUGCUCUUUCGAAUUUAAGGUGGCUUGAUUGGCAAGGGUGCAGCGAGAUUUCUGAAUUACUUAAUUUGCAUUUGGAGAACUUGGUCAUUCUUGAUCUAUCUCACAGUUUGGUCACUAGAAAUUCCCAAGUAUGGGGACGAAUCCUGGAGAAGCCGAAGGAAUUGAAAGUUUUGAAACUUAGUAGCUGUCGUCACCUGGAUGCAUCUCCAGACUUCCAUACUUCAAUGUAUUUAGAGAGAUUAGUUCUGGAACGUUGUUGUCUAUUAUCAAAGAUCGGUCGAUCCAUAGGUAAUCUAAAGAACUUAGUCUCCUUAAAUCUAAAGUUCUGCAAACUCGUCAGAGUCUUGCCGGAGGAACUGCAUUAUCUGGAAGCUUUGGAAGAGCUUCUGAUUGAUGGAACUUCCAUUUGUAUGAUUAAUUUCCGACCAGCCUCUAUGAAGCAACUUAAGAUUUUGAGCGCUUGCCAAUGUGAAGGUUUGGCUUGUAUAUCAGACUCUAUUGGUCACUUGAAAUCUCUGUUGUCUCUUGGACUGGAUGGUGCUGCUAUCAAAAGCCUCCCAGAUUCUGUUGGAUCCUUGAAGAAACUUCAGAGGCUCUGUUUAGGAAAUUGUCGGAAGUUAGCUGAACUUCCUUUUUCCAUUGGGAAUCUGGAGUUGUUGGAAGUCAUGGAUCUAUCAAGCACUAUGAUUUCUAGAUUACAUAGGUCAGUCAAGAAUCUGAAAAACUUGAAAGUGCUGAAGAUGGAGAAUACUCACUUAAGUAAAUUCCCUAAAGAAAUCAAAAAUCUAAAAAAGUUGGAAGAGAUGGAUCUUUCACAAUGCAAGAAUCUGAAGGGGCCAAUUCACUGUGAUAUCAUCAAAGGACUAUCCUCUUUGAAAAUCUUGAGACUAUCAUCUACCAAAAUUUCUGGCCUCCCCGGGAGUGCUGACAGGUUCUCUGAUCUCCAACGAUUAGACUUAGAAGAAUGUGACCAAGUUAGGGUUCUGCCAAUACUUCCACCUAAUUUAAGCAUUCUUCGCUGGGGAUCAAAAAAAAUGAGGACUGUGCCAGACCUUUCUUACCUGAAAAACUUGAAAGAGCUGUACCUGGGUGAUAUAACUGAUACAACGCAGAAAUCUUCCUCCAAGUCACCACAAAUUGGAUGGGUAACAAGCCUAGUGAAUCUAGAAAUCUUAGAAUUGUGCUUCUCAAAGAUUACCAGGCUACCUGAAAAUUUCAGUGCACUUCAACUUAGAAAACUUGUUUUGCACUAUGUGGCCUCACUUGACCUCCGAGAGCUACCUUCUAGCUUAUCAACAUUGUGUCUUCAGCACUGCACGAUUCAAGUUCCACAAUUUUCUAAGGUGAGAGAUCUGUCUGAAUUAGAGCUCAAGUACUGUCACUUGGCAAAGAUGUCACUUGAAGAUUUGAAGCUAUUGGAACUUCUGAAGAUAUCCAACUGCAGUGUGCAAACACUCGAUGGGCUGGAAAAUAUGCUUCGUCUUAGAAAGCUCACUUUAUUCGACUGCCCUUCACUGUCUGAAUUGCCAGAUCGAACAAAGUAUAAGUUCGAAAUAGAUAUGUGAAAUUACUAAGGAAAACAAGGUCGGCAAUUAGGUUACUACUCUCUUCUAUGGUCAGAACAUUGUGGAAGUCGAUUCAAGAAUGAUUCCGAUUUGUGAGUGAAGAUCUUGCCGCCCAACAGACAUUCCAUCUAUCUUCCAAAAAAAAAGUUCAAGGCAACUUUUAAAGGAUGUGCUAAUGGCUACAGUAAUCACGCACUGGGACCUUUGUCAAAGACAGUGCUUGCAGUCAAAUUUUUGUGCAGCGUCCUCUCCACCUCUUUUGACUGCAAUAUCGCCUUAUGUAAUUAGACGGCGAGCCUUCGUGUUCUGGUAAAAGGUUACUCCAUUGUGGACGGAGGUCAUGGGGUCGAGUCGCGGAAACAGCCUCUUCGGGAAACCAGGGGCAAGGCUGCAUGCAGUUAGCCCUCCCCAGCGGACGCGGACCAGCUUUCCCUCCCCAUGAUGGCAUGGUCUAAUCUGCUGGCACCAUGGAAGGACGUACUGACACGUCUCUUCAGAAUUUUCUCUGGGCUCCCCUUCCUUCCGUAUGCAAGUGUCGAACUUUUCUGUUGGUGGGGCAGACCUUGUGGGCUUGAACUUCUCUUUUGGUGGGCCUGAUCUUGUGGGCUUGGACCAGCAAAUUUGUGCUUUGCAACUCUUUUACUUAAUGGUGUGCAAAGGAAUCGGGAACCAACCGGGCCGUCCAGAGCCGGACCGAACUGGCCCAGAACCAGCGGUUCCCAUGGGGAUUGGUCCGGUUCCAGUUGGGGACAGAUUAUUUAGCAAUAUACCGGCUAAGCUGGCUGGAUACUCACUAUCAGAAUGAGGAUUGGGCAAGACUGCAUGGUGCAGGAGGACCUAUGGCUUGCUUUUCUGUUUGUAUGGGAGAUUUGUAGCCUUGAAGUCCAGUGGGUGCACGUUGAGAAGAUAAGCCAAUGGCACUUGAGUGCGGACACAUCAGGUUAUGGAUUUAUUGCAGUGCAAAUUCUAUAAAUACGGGGAUGAAAUGCAGUAAAAGCCAUAGUUUUGGACUUACUCAAGCCAGAAGAGAAACAUGUCCCAAUGCUUUGACAAGCUGUGAAAUUCCCCAAAAGCAGCUUGGAGAAGGACGGAGCAGCUUUUCCAUUUUUGUGGGGGCAUAUCAGAGAGUCAGACUGCGGAAGCAACAUGGUCUGUUUGUGGAAAUCCUCUACUUUGUCCAUAGACUCUUCUCUGAUUGCGCGAAGGUGGUACUGAUGGCCAGAGAAGGCAAACCAAACAAUUCCUUCGACACUGAGAUAGCUUCCAACUUACACUUAGAAGAUUGGAGGUCCAUUUGAACAUACCAGACGUGGCUGUGAAGUUUGGCGGAAAUCAAGAACUCUCAUGCUCACUUUGUCGGAUCAUACUCUCUAGCUUUUGCUUGUGCAAAGCUAGUUGUUUUCUAAUUAUAAUUCUCUGUUGAGAGCUCAAUUCUUAUAAUCUGGAAAAAGAGGGAGCUAAUGCUAUGGUGUUGUGAGAGUUGCUUGUGUUUGUGGAAUCAUCAAAUUAGCUUUUUGUAAAAGCAACACUCUGUACAAAUUAUAAAAUCUCGAGGAUUGUUUAGUGGACUGCAACUUUGUAUGUGGCUAUUAGAGAUAGGAGAAUGGAGCAGGCCAAGUGAAAGGCCGAACCGCUACAAAUCUGUUGUUGGAUAUCUUAUGUCACUUUAGCACCUUUCUUA
Eucalyptus grandis is the source of this 5789-nucleotide messenger RNA. Its product is annotated as disease resistance protein RUN1-like. Gene Ontology annotation, molecular function: ADP binding. The record is from RefSeq and is a predicted model, not a curated record. Bases 206 to 4108 code for a protein of 1300 amino acids. The transcript has 11 exons. NCBI's taxonomy places the organism in Eukaryota, Viridiplantae, Streptophyta, Magnoliopsida, Myrtales, Myrtaceae. Gene Ontology annotation, biological process: defense response; signal transduction.